This is a messenger RNA of Meloidogyne enterolobii, 519 nucleotides long. The record is from the annotation of a GenBank genome assembly. Lineage: Eukaryota; Metazoa; Nematoda; Chromadorea; Rhabditida; Meloidogynidae.
AUGAAAUUCCGGGUUCUAGUAUUAAUAUUGGUACGAGCUUCCAAACAGAAAACACAAAAAGCUUUUGUUUCGUUUUUGGACAAAAUUCUUAUUUUCUUGCAUCUCUGCUUCCAAAAACACACACUGGUUCAGCCACGAGACAAUAUUCUUAAAAAAAAUUUUUUCUAUUUCUAUUUUCUCUAUUUUUUAAAGUUAGCUACAAGUAAAGGAAAACCAAAAGUUAAAUUAGAAGCAGUUUCUGCUUUGGGUUGUUUACUUCAAUUGCCAUCUGACAGUAAAUUGUAUAAAAACUCGCUAAAUGCGCUUCUUUUCUCACUACAAACUUCCCCCUAUGCUGCAAUUCGAGAAAAAGUAGCCUCUCAAUUAUUCGAAGCUUUUAGUCUUUUAAUUGAGGAGGAAGAAGAAAAACAAAUUAAUUUAGCUUUGGAAUUAUUAGCACAAACAGAUUGGAGUAAAUGGGGGGAUGAAAAGAUGAAUAAUUCUUUUGAGGAAAUUAAAAGAAUUUUGAUAGGGAUUUAA